Messenger RNA from Erinaceus europaeus (western European hedgehog), 540 nucleotides. Its product is annotated as immunoglobulin superfamily DCC subclass member 3-like. The record is from RefSeq and is a predicted model, not a curated record. Gene Ontology annotation, cellular component: plasma membrane; axon. Gene Ontology annotation, biological process: cell-cell adhesion; axon guidance. NCBI's taxonomy places the organism in Eukaryota, Metazoa, Chordata, Mammalia, Eulipotyphla, Erinaceidae. The transcript has 3 exons. The annotation marks the transcript as partial.
UGAGCCCCCCAGAGCCCCCCAGCCCCCCGAGCCCAUGGCUGCACCCCGCGCGCCCCGCCUUCUGCUGCCGCUGCUGCUGCGGCUGCUGCUGCCCGCGCCCGGCCACGGUCAGGACCAACCCCCGGAACUGGCCUUCACCGUGGAGCCUGGUGAUGAGGUGGCGGUGCCUGGGCAGGCCCUGGCGCUGGGCUGCGAGGUGGAAGGAACUCCUCCUGUCCGGAUCAGCUGGAGGAAGAAUGGGGCGGAAGUGCCAGACAGUGCCCAGGCUACUGUGCUGACCAACGGCUCCCUAGUCAUCCCCCACUUCCGGGGGGCCCGGGAGGACGGCCCCACCGAUGAGGGUGACUAUGAAUGUGUGGCCCAGAACCGCUUCGGGCUGGUGGUCAGCAGGAAGGCUCGCAUCCAGGCAGCAAAUCUCCUUGCUUUGGUACGGCACCCUACUCUGCCACCACCGUCCGAGUUUCACCCUGUGUUCUCCCUCUCUGACUCAGCUUCCGGGAAAGGUGAUGGCAAGACUGGGAUUUUAGAGUUUCUGGUCUA